GCCGUUCGCAGACGCCGAAGCUUAAUAGUUGUCAGAAGGCUUUCAAUGCUUUGUGGAGGUGAUGGGGGCCGGGGUUGGGUUUCUUGGCAUUUCUGUGGGGUUCCUGGGCCAGAUCCUGUAGGAAGGAUACAGGAUCUUCCUUCUGGCUUCAGCAGCUCUGGUUGAGCCUUGGGCUCCUGGGAAGAGUGAAGUUGUCAGCAAGAGAACCUGAGGGCCAUCAGGAACAUGCAAGCUAACCAGAGGGAUUUGGGGGGUCGAGACAAUUACUGUGAGGUGUCAGUGUCGUUUGAGGAUGUGGCCGUGCGUUUCAGCAGGGAUGAGUGGCAGCAGCUGGACUCUACUCAGAGGUGCCUGUACCGAGACGUGAUGCUGGAGAACUACAGCCACCUGUUCUCCAUUGGUUAUAAAAUUCUCAAACCAGAGAUCAUCUACAAAUUGGAGCAAGAAGAGGAGCCAUGGAUGCUGGAGGGCAACAUUCCUCAUCAGAACUAUCCAAAUGGAAAGUUUGGAGUUAAGACCUCACAAAAAAGAAUUACUGGGAAAACUGCAUUUCAUAGUGAAAUAGAGGGUAAAGAUACAAGAGAUGAUUCACUGUAUUCCAUUUUAGAAGAACUGUGGCAAGAUGCUGAGGAGAUAAAUAGAUAUCAAGAAAAGCACAACAGACCUCUGGGUCAUACUGCUUUCAUCAAUAAGAAAGCAUUGAACACUGAGUGGAAUUAUGAAUAUAAAGACAGAGAAAAAUUCAUUUACCCAAACCCAAAUCUUAUUCCUUCACAGAGAAGAUCUCACAUGCAUGACUCAUUUGCAAAGAGUUUUAAUUUCAACUUGCAUAUUCAUAGUGAAAGCAAUGAAACAGAGAACUUUGAUAAAAUUAUUGUACAGGAUCAAGUUAACAACAAUAGCUCUUCUUAUACUGCCCAUGAAAAUGUACAUACGGGAAUGAAAUUUUGUGAAAAUAAUCAGUGUGGAAAAGUCCUUAGCCUCAAACAAACACAUCCUUACAAUCUGAAAUUCCCCACUGGAGAGAAAGCAAACACAGGUACUGAAUUUGGGAAGAUUUUCGCCCAGAAAUCACACCUCUUUGCACCUCAGAAUAUUCGUACUAUGGAAAAACCUUAUCAAUCUAGUAAAUGUGUAAAUGUUUUUACACAGAAGCCACUACUCAGUAUUUAUCUGAGGGUUUGUAGAGAUGAAAAACUAUAUAUUUGUACUCAAUGUGGGAAAGCAUUCAUCCAGAAUUCAGAAUUAAUUAUGCAUGAGAAAACUCAUACUAGAGAAAAGUCCUUUAAAUGCAGUGAAUGUGGAAAAUCAUUUUUCCAGGUAUCAUCUCUAUUUAGGCAUCAAACAUCUCACACUGGAGAAAAACUCUGUGAAUGCAGUGAAUGUGGGAAAGGCUUCUCUCUGCACUCAGCUCUCAGUAUACAUCAGAAAAUUCAUACUGGAGAGAGACACCAUAAAUGCAGUGAAUGUGGGAAAGCCUUUACCCAAAAAUCAACACUCAGGAUGCAUCAGAAAAUUCAUACAGGAGAGAGAUCCUACAUAUGUACUGAAUGUGGGCAGGCCUUUAUCCAGAAGGCACACUUAAUUGCACAUCAGAGAAUUCAUACUGGAGAGAAACCUUAUGCAUGCAAUGACUGUGGGAAGUCUUUCCCUUCUAAGUCACAACUCCAGAUGCAUAAGCGAAUCCACACAGGAGAGAAACCCUAUAUGUGCACUGAAUGUGGGAAGGCCUUCACCAACAGAUCAAAUCUCAAUACUCACCAGAAAUCUCAUACUGGCGAGAAGUCUUAUAUAUGUGCUGAAUGUGGAAAGGCCUUCACCGACAGGUCAAAUUUCAAUAAACAUCAGACAAUUCAUACUGGAGAGAAACCGUAUGUUUGUAAGGAUUGUGGGAGGGCUUUCAUCCAGAAGUCAGAGUUAAUUACACAUCAGAAAAUCCAUACUACAGAAAAGCCUUAUAAAUGUCCUGACUGUGAGAAAUCCUUCUCCAAGAAACCACAUCUCAAAGUACAUCAGCGAAUCCACACUGGAGAGAAACCUUAUAUAUGUUCAGAAUGUGGAAAAGCCUUCACUGACAGGUCAAAUUUCAAUAAACACCAGACAGUUCAUACUGGAAAUAAACCCUAUAAAUGCAGUGAUUGUGGAAAGGGCUUCACUCAGAAAUCAGUUCUAAGUAUGCAUCGCCAUAUUCAUACUUGAAAGGAACCCCAUUUCUUGAAAGAUGAACCUUACAAAGAAGUCAAGUAUAAGUAUGUUGUAAAAUUCAUUCAAUAUAUAUAUAUAUUCUGUAUAAAUGUACUGUAUAUGAAAAAGUGUUUGCCAGGUUCUAUC
This is a messenger RNA of Sorex fumeus (smoky shrew), 2331 nucleotides long. RefSeq names its product zinc finger protein 81-like. The transcript has 5 exons. Gene Ontology annotation, molecular function: DNA-binding transcription factor activity; RNA polymerase II cis-regulatory region sequence-specific DNA binding. Gene Ontology annotation, biological process: negative regulation of transcription by RNA polymerase II; regulation of immune system process; regulation of cytokine production. Bases 226 to 2199 code for a protein of 657 amino acids. The record is from RefSeq and is a predicted model, not a curated record. Lineage: Eukaryota; Metazoa; Chordata; Mammalia; Eulipotyphla; Soricidae.